Messenger RNA from Candidozyma auris, 1506 nucleotides. RefSeq names its product Taf60p (gene TAF60). The transcript has a single exon. The coding region runs from base 1 to 1506 and encodes 501 amino acids. Gene Ontology annotation, cellular component: transcription factor TFIID complex; SLIK (SAGA-like) complex; SAGA complex. The record is from RefSeq and is a predicted model, not a curated record. Gene Ontology annotation, biological process: RNA polymerase II preinitiation complex assembly; transcription initiation at RNA polymerase II promoter. Gene Ontology annotation, molecular function: transcription coactivator activity; RNA polymerase II general transcription initiation factor activity; protein heterodimerization activity. NCBI's taxonomy places the organism in Eukaryota, Fungi, Ascomycota, Pichiomycetes, Serinales, Metschnikowiaceae.
AUGGACUCAGCAGCCAAAAUCCCCCUUUCCCAUACUCUUUGGUCUCCACAUGAUACAGUAAAGGAUGCUGCUGAACUAUUGGGUAUCACACUUCCAGAUGAUGCCGCGAAGAACUUGGCGAUGGAUGUAGAGUAUAGAAUCCAUGAGAUUCUUGAGACUGCAAUCAAGUUCAUGCGUCAUUCGAAGAGAAAGCUUCUUUCCACGAGUGACAUAAAUCAUGCCCUAAAAGUCUUGAACAUAGAGCCUCUCUUUGGCUAUGAUCAGUCUCAGCCGUUGGUGUAUAAAGAAGCUCUUUCUGGCGCAGGUGGGCAAACGUUAUAUUAUAUCGACGAUAACGAAAUAGAGUUUGAAAAAUUGAUAAACCAAGAGCUUCCGAGAGUUCCCAGACAAACCACCUUCACCGCUCAUUGGUUGGCAAUUGAGGGCGUGCAGCCUAUGAUUCCACAGAAUCCAUUGGCCUCAGAAAUCAAAAGCUUGCCCUCUGUUGUGAGAGGCGCAACAUCAUCGGUGUACGGUAAUGAUUUGCUACUGUCAUCGGGACUGAAUUCUGGCUCUUCUGAGGACUCCAAGGAUCCUAAUACCAGACAGAAAACAAAGAAGGGUGACAAGGAUGUGGAAGUUAAACCCCUCGUUAAACAUACGCUUUCCAAAGAGCUUCAGCUUUACUUCAACAAAAUUGUUGAGGUACUCAUAUCCACAGAACCAGAAAAGGAGACUUUUAAGGAUGCAGCGUUGAACUCUCUACGUACUGAUCCCGGUUUGCACCAACUCGUACCAUACUUCAUUCAAUUCGUUGCAGAACAAGUGACAAAUCAAUUAAGAAACAUUGAGCUAUUGAUUACUUUGCUAGAGGUAAUCUCCGCCUUGUGUGAUAAUAAAACUUUGUUCUUAGACCCUUACGUCCAUGCGCUCGUGCCCUGCAUUCUCACCCUCUUGCUAGCCAAAAGGGUCGGACCGCCAGUUCCUGAAAACGCUGAUGACGAUGCAGUUCUUGAAAUAAUCAAGGGACAAUUUGCUGUGAGACAAUUUGCGUCCCUUCUUUUACAGCACAUAAUCGACUCUUUUGGCUCCUCAUACUCCACACUCAAACCUCGUGUAACCCGUACAUUCUUGAGGGCUUUGUUGGAUUCUUCAAAACCUUUGGGAACGCACUACGGCGCUCUUCUUGGCAUAGAGAAGUUAGGUACGGAAGUUAUAAGACUUGUGUUGGUGGGAAAUGUAAAAAUGUGGUACAAACAAGUGAUAGAGAACGACAAGAAACGGACUGUUGAGACUAACAUCCUCAAGGAAAAGGUCAUUGAGGUGUUGGAGAAGUUGAAGAUCGAGGACACACCUCUGAAAGAUGCGAGUGCCAUGGAUGUCGAUUCUCAAGAUCCAAGCGACACGGUCAAGGAGAAAUUAAAAGAAAGAAUCGGAGAGCCAUUGGCAAACGAUCUUCUUAAAAGACCUGAUGCAAAGAGUAUUUGUCGGGGGAUUUUUAUUGGUGAAGCGAAUAUUGAAAUAUAA